UUCCACCAUGGCUUUAGCAACAGCUGCCACCCUCACCCUCGCCGCCUACCUCGACGCCAAAUUCCACCUCACCCGCGAUGGAACCACCCUGCUCGGCCAGCGCCGGGCCCUGCGCGCCGUCCAACACGCCGCCUCUUCCGGGCGCAUCAACCCCUGGCUGCUCUUCCUCGACGCGGCCACCACCCACCCAGACAUGGUCUGCCUGUGGACGCGCGACCGCAGCUACACCUACCGCCAGACCCUCGCCGCCGCCACCCAAUACGCCCACUUCUACCGCAUCAAGGGCGUCCACAAGGGCGACCUGGUCGCCUUCUACCUGCAGACCCGUCCCGAGUUCAUCUUCGCCUGGCUCGGGCUCUGGAGUAUCGGAUGCGCGCCGGCUGCCAUCAACUACCACCUGACGGGGGAUGCAUUGACGCACUGUCUGGCGAUCAGCGGCGCGAGGAUCGUCCUGGUCGAUCCGGAGGCGGAUUGUCGGGCCCGGAUCGAUGCGAAGAGGCAUCCGAUCGAGGAGGAGCUGCAGAUGGAGAUCAUCCCCCUGGACGAGGCCUUCACGGCGACACUCUCUGCCCUCCCUUCGCACCACGACCAGACCGCCGCCAAUCCCUCAGCAAGGAACACCCCCCCAUCCUUCCCCGCCAUCCUCCUCUACACCUCCGGCACCACCGGCCACCCCAAAGGCUGCCCCUUCACCAUGUCCCGUCUGCAAUACACCGCCGCCCUCCGCCGCCUCGCCGCCAGCGACUCCCCCGGCCCCGCCGGCGAUCGGUGGUACAGUGCCAUGCCGCUCUACCACGGCACCUCCGCCAUCAGUCUCAUCGGCAACCUCCUGAACGGGCGCGCCAUCGCCAUCGCCCCUCGCUUCCGCGUCUCGACCUUCUGGUCCGACAUCCGCGACUCCCAGUCCACUGUCUUCGUGUACGUCGGCGAGGCUGCCCGCUACCUCCUCGCCGCGCCGCCCUCCCCGCUCGACCGCGCCCACCGUCUGCGCAUGAUGUACGGCAACGGGCUCCGGCCGGACGUCUGGGAGCGGUUCCGGCAGCGGUUCGGGGUCCCCGAGGUGGGCGAGUUUUUCAAUAGUACGGAAGGCGUGUUCACCCUCUUCAAUCUCAACAAGGGACCGUUCACGGCCGGCUCGGUCGGACAUCAUGGCGCCCUCAUGCGCCGCCUCAUGCGGGAUGUGUAUGUCCCGGUGGCGGUGGAGGCGGAGACGGGCGAGAUUCUCCGUGAUGACCGCACGGGUCUCGCCGUGCGGAGGGGCUAUGAGCAGGGCGGGGAGAUUCUGGUCCGCGUGCCCGAUGAGAAGGCUUUCGCGGGGUAUUGGGGCAACGAGCAGGCCACGCGGAAGAAGUUUGUGGGGGAUGUGUUGAGGAAGGGCGAUUUGUGGUAUCGGUCCGGGGAUGCGUUGAGGAGGGAUGCUGAUGGGAGGUGGUUCUUUUUGGAUAGGUUGGGGGAUACCUUUCGCUGGAAGAGUGAGAAUGUUCUCCCAAACCCUCGGCCUCUUCCCGGGAAUCCAAGAAGCCAACGUCUACGGCGUGCUGAUCCCGCACCACGACGGCCGCGCCGGCUGCGCCGCCCUGCACCUUGCCCGGGCCCCAACUCCCACUCCCACUCCCACUCCCAUCCCACAUCCACAGACAUCAGGAAUGGUGUUGGUAUUGACAUGACCGCCCUCGCCACCUUCCUCCACGCCCGCCUCCCCCGCUACGCCGUCCCCGUGUUCCUGCGCAUCGUCCAGAGCCCCUCGCACAUCCACAACCACAAGCAGAACAAGGGGCCGCUGCGCGAGGAGGGGGUCGAUCCGGGCAAGAUUGGCACCCAGGAUGUCGAGGGGAGGGGCGAUCGGUUGUUCUGGUUGCCUCCCGGACAGGGGGAGCGGCAGGGAUAUGUCCCGUUUGGGGAGGGGGAGUGGGCGGGUAUUAGUGAGGGGAGGGCGAGGUUGUGA
Molecule: messenger RNA, 1945 nt
Organism: Aspergillus heteromorphus CBS 117.55
Lineage: Eukaryota; Fungi; Ascomycota; Eurotiomycetes; Eurotiales; Aspergillaceae
Product: putative very-long-chain acyl-CoA synthetase family protein (CefD1)
Exons: 3
Coding region: 8-1945 (645 amino acids)
Molecular function (GO): long-chain fatty acid transmembrane transporter activity; long-chain fatty acid-CoA ligase activity
Source: RefSeq, a predicted model, not a curated record